Messenger RNA from Rubroshorea leprosula, 3094 nucleotides. The record is from the annotation of a GenBank genome assembly. Lineage: Eukaryota; Viridiplantae; Streptophyta; Magnoliopsida; Malvales; Dipterocarpaceae.
CACCUCGAGAGAAACUUUCAUUGAUUCUGGUUCUAUAAACGUUUUUAUGGUAUCAGAGCUUUUCGGUGAGGGGAACCAAAAUACCAUACAACAUGUCCUCAGCUCCUACCCAACAAACAACAUCUUCAAAAAACUACCCAUAUCCGGCCACACUAAAUGUAGCCAAUUUUGUUUCUCUCCAACUCACCUCAGACAAUUACCUACUCUGGAGAACCCAAAUGAUGGCUUUAAUUGAAAGUCAGGAACUAUUGGGUUUUAUUGAUGGCGAGUAUGAAAUGCCUGAUCCAAAGGUACUUACCAAUGAGAAGGAAGUACCAAAUCCAACUUAUGUAGCUUGGAGACGAUCUGAUCGUCCUCUUCGUGGGUGGAUCACUGGCACCUUAUCAAAAGAGGUACUUGGAAUUGCUAUUGGACUCAAGACUUCAUCAGAAGUUUGGAAGGCAUUGGAGGAUCACUUUGUUCAAAGCUCUCAAGAAAGAGAAUUUCACUUAAUGCAGGAGAUCUCAAGUAUCCAAAAGGGUGAUGACACUCUAAGUGAGUACAUCAGAAGAUUCAAAGCUCUUUGCGAUGAACUCUCCACAAAUGGUAAGAUCAUUCCAGAUAAAAACAAAGUUUUUUGGUUUUUGCAAGGGUUAGGACCAAGCUAUGAAAAUUUUGUCACAACCAUGCUGAAACCACAUGUUCCAUCAUACAAAGAACUGAUCCCUCUUGUAAAAAGCCAUGAUUCUCGUAACCAUCAUCAUAAUUCUUUACCUCCACAAAUGGCCUUCCUUACCCAAAAGCCUGAACUAAGAAAUUAUUACAAAAAGAAAGGAAAUGCUCAAAGUUGGUUCAACUCUAAAGGGAAAGGUUUUAUUCAAGCUAGAACUAACAAUAAGCCAAGAGCUAGUUUUAAGUUGAAUGCAGGAAAUUUGGAAAGCAAUGAAACUAAAGCUACUGCAAGUAAAUCUGCUGUGGUUUGUCAAAUCUGCAAUAAGCAUGGCCAUGUUGCUCUCAAGUGUUUCAAUUGCUUCAACGAUGCAUUUCAAGCAGAUGACAUCCCUCAAGCCUUGGCUGCAAUGACUAUCAAUCAAAGUGAUGUUGCUGAGUGGUAUCCAUAUACUAGGGCAAAAGCUCACAUGACUAGCAACUCCGAUAAGCUUAUAAAUCUAAAACCUUAUAAAGGAAAUGAUGGUGUAAUGGUAAGGCAUGAUCCAAACACUUUAUAUGGCAAGAAAUUGGUUGGAGGAGAAAUUACAAAUUUUAAUGAGUGGUUUGACUCUACAGAUACUAACAUGACUCCUACUUCCCUUGCAGAAAAUACAAAUUCUAUGGAAAUUAUAAGAUCUAAUGCUCACAUGAGUUCUGCAAUAGAACAAAGUGUCACCACUCUUGAUUCUUCUUCGACCAUUGAUAAUGUCGAUCAGCAAACAUUAAAGCAAGCCUAUGCAGCACCAUGUACUGUUGAUGCUAUACAGCAAGAAACUAAUGAAACAAGCCAUGGGUCUUUAGCUCAAAAUACAAGCCCAGUAGGACAAAAUCAAAGCACACACCCUCACCACAUGAUUACAAGGUCUCAAAAAGGAAUUUACAAGCUGAAUCCAAAGUACACCGCUCUUUAUGUUGAAACUGAGCCUUCCAGCAUUCCAAGUGAACCAAAAUCUGUUAAAACAGCCUUGAAGCAUGCUGGUUGGACAAAGGCUAUGCAUGAAGAGUUAGUUGCCUUAAAAGACAAUCAUACUUGGGAUCUAGUACCUCGCACAAAAGACAUGAAUGUUAUAGGGUGUAAAUGGGUGUUUAAGUCAAAGCUACGGGCUGAUGGGAAUCUUGACCGAUUAAAAGCUCGUUUGGUCGCAAAAGGUUUUCACCAGGUUGAUGGUAUAGACUUCUCUGAAACCUUUUCUCCAGUUGUGAAGCUUAGUACCAUCCGAACAGUACUCACUAUUGCAACAAUGCCGUCGGCUUCUUCUCCCUGCCAGCUCCGGCUUGUGCUUGCCGGAAAAUUUUGUGUUCCUUGUCCACCAUUUCAAGAAGCGAAACUGAGGAUGGGGAAACCAAGGGGAGUGACGAGUUAUAAGGCUAGCCAUUUCGAGAUUGAUAUAGAUUUAGAAAUAAAUCACGCUCUUGUUUCGAGCCUUGUGCAUUCGUGGGACCCGUUCACGAGUGCACGGCGUCUGCCACGUCCCCGGAUUUGGGUUCUGGGGUGUGACACUCUCAGAGCAGGUGGCACACUUGAUUAUGGAAUGCGUAUUUCUAAUCAAAACACACUAGAAUUAUAUGCUUUCUUAGAUGCAGAUUGGGCUGGUUGUCCACUAACCAGAAGAUCAAGCACAGAAGCUGAAUAUCGUUUUAUGGCAUCUAAAGCAGUUGAACUCACUUGGCUUGCUAGGCUCUUUAUUGAUAUUGGUUUGCCACUCUCUAACCCUCCUAUUCUUCAUUGUGAUAACUUAAGUGCCCUUUACAUGACUGUUAAUCCCGUUUUCCAUGCUAGAACUAAACAUAUUGAAAUAGAUUAUCAUUUUGUUAGAGAAAAGGUUGCUUUAGGAAAUCUGAUCACUCGUUUUGUUAAGUUGGAAUCACAAUUAGCAUAUCUAUUUACUAAACAUUUACCUAGAAAUUGCUUCAAACAGUUAUGUGUCAAACUUGGCCUCUGCUUUAUGCCACAGCCUAGUUUGAGGGGGAGUAUUGGAGAACAAACCAAGUGCAGCAAUCAAGCAAAUCCAGGCUGGAAGAUUGAAGAGAUUCAAGGACAUAAGCAUCAGGAGAAAAUCAAGGAGAGCAAAUCAGGGAAGAAAUCAUUCAAGUCAGCAACGGUAAAGAAGUUAGUCGAGCUCCUAAAAAUGAGGGAAAUAUGGAGACUAACAGAGUAAUUCCAAAGAGAAUUCAAACUGAAACAAAAGGAAAGAAUCCCAUAAUAAUUCCAAUAUGACUGUUGGCCAUUAAAUAUAUUCUGCAUUCUUUGUAUCUGGUAUCUGGUGUUGAUAGCAAUGAUUCCUAAAAUCAUGCCACAAUGUAAGGUGCUGUAAACUAUUAUAAAUAGUGGAAAUAUAUCUUUCUCUCCUCACCUCGAGAGAAACUUUCAUUGAUUUUGGUUCUAUAAACGUUUUUAGCUUUA